This is a messenger RNA of Loxodonta africana (African savanna elephant), 19352 nucleotides long. RefSeq names its product kelch like family member 15 (gene KLHL15). NCBI's taxonomy places the organism in Eukaryota, Metazoa, Chordata, Mammalia, Proboscidea, Elephantidae. The record is from RefSeq and is a predicted model, not a curated record. Gene Ontology annotation, biological process: protein ubiquitination; nuclear protein quality control by the ubiquitin-proteasome system. Gene Ontology annotation, cellular component: Cul3-RING ubiquitin ligase complex; nucleus. The transcript is spliced from 3 exons. Gene Ontology annotation, molecular function: protein binding. Bases 12609 to 14423 code for a protein of 604 amino acids.
CGGGGCAGAAGCCCGGAGACGCCGUCGUCGACGCUGACACCGCUGGCUCCUCUGCCGCUUCCCGCGGCCCCCCAAUCUCUUUCUCCACCUGCAGCCCCGUGUUGGCCCUCACGCCGAGCCCCGCCGGGCGCUGCAAAGCCCCCGGUGUUGGCGAGGCCAGGCCCAGCCCCGACGCCGUACCGCCCCACGCCGAGCCCGACAGUCUCGACUUGCGACUCAGCGCUGUCUUCUUUCCCAGGAGUGAUUCCGAGGGGGUCGCAGGCGCGCAGACUCGCCCCCCGCCAGAGCGCCCCGGCCCGGCCCGGGAGCGGCCCCUGGUAGAGAGGUUCGAGGAGCCAGCCAAGCCGAGUGCCGUCCCGGCGCCUCGCCCGCCCACCACCGGCCCGCCGGCCCGCUUGUUCCUGAUGCUGACUGCCGUCCACUAGAGGUUGGACAGGACCCCCAAGGUGCGUACCCGCCCCUGCCCGCCCGCUCCGGGGGGUGGGGGGUGUCCCGGCUUCGUCCGCGGCCCCGAGCGAGCCCCGGAUUCGAAAGCCUCUCCGGAGGAGUCUCAGCUCUGAUUUACCGAGCCCUGAGUCGAACAUUUGGUAGACGCCGGUGCUUUAAUCUGUCUUUGAGUUUACUUAAAUUGUUUGAAAUUUAAUUUUUUUCAGAGAGGAAAAAAGAAGCAUAAUUCAGCCAUUUUUUGCAGCACACAGCUGCAGGUACCAUGAUUAUUUUUUCCCUAACCCAUUUCUCCCCUUUAACAAUUCUAUUUAUGCCUGAAAUAGAACUAUGCGAAAUGGGAGGCAUAAAACGUGGAAUCAGAAGGUCUGGGUUCGACUGUUUGAGAAAAUCCCUUACCGAGCUUCGGUUUCCUGAUUUACGAUUUCGAGUCAGUAGUACCCACAUCUCUGGAUAGUGAGGACUAUAUGAGGUCAUAUAUGUGGAAAUUAUCUAUAACUGUAAAGUGUUAUAAAAAUGCAGUGCUUGUAAUUUUCUUUUUUCAGUAAUCUUUGCCAGCGUGGUUAAUGCUGUAGUGGCUAACUGUUGCUGCUUCUUUAUUUCUAUAUUAUAACUAUAAGCAGUAAGUACGGAAUAGCACAAGCAGUGCUGUGAAUCGACCAGAUACGUAAUAGUCACUUUGCUUGGCCUUCCUCCUGUGAAAUGCUAACUGCUUAAAUAACGGUAUUCUUUAAUUCAAAUUUAACAUUACUGUAGUGCUUUCCUUUUCAUCUUUCUAGGCCACUUAGGCCUUCUUCUUACUCAGAAUAUUUGUUUAGCUUGUUACAUUCGUCUAGUCUUUUAUAUUUUUCUGAGAUAAUACCACCUUUGUUAAUCUGAUUAAGUUCUAAUUUAGGCGGUGCUUUUUAGGUCUAUCUUAAUUUUAAUGGCUAUCUUUCAUAUCUAGGGAACAGGAUGCCUGAAUGUCUCUAUGAAUUUGAAGGUUGUUUUUGAAGAGCUUGUAAAUGCAUUCAUAUUUCUGUAAUUCUUAAGAGAUCUAGAAAUGUAUAGAAAAUUUCAACUUCUCGGCACUGAAUGCAAUCAUAUUUAUGGAAUUCUUAUUAAUUAUUGCAACGCUUAGUAGGUGCUUAGAGUCACAGUUUAUCAGUGGUAAAGGAUGUUAAUUUGCACCCAUUAUUGCUGAUUAACUUUGGGAGAGGAUAGAAUAGUAAGUAUUUGUGGUUUGAAAAUUGAGUUUAUUUGGCAGAUUUGGUAAUAUAUAUGUGUAACAUCAGCAUGGAAUGAUUCUGUACUUGGCACAUAAAAAGGUAGUAUGGUUUGGCUUAAAUGGUACACAAAAAGCGAAAGAGAAGCCUUUUUUUAGUAUAUUAUUUUUAGCUAACAAAUGGUUUUCUGAUCAUUACAUGUUUUAUUAAAUUUAUAAUCCUCUAGUCCAAUACCAGUUGUCUUUCAGAGCAUGCUUUCAUGUUUCGUUAAAAGGCAGAAUAAUGUGAGGCGGGCAAGAUUAAAAUAGCAAAAGGGAGAGCCUACCUAACUUUAAUGCGGUAGCUUCUAUACAUUGGACUUACUGGGUGUCCUGAAGAUAAAAUUUUGGUAUUUUACUGCUUUAUGGGAAAUUUCAAGGUUUGACCUUCUCUCUGCCUUCAUUUGGGUUUGCUGUGGAGCUGAAAUUUGGGACCAGGGCUGGCUUCCUGGCUGUACCACCUGUGCAGCCACCCAGGACCCUGUGCUCAUAAGGGCCCCACACUUGGCUUAAUGAUACGCAUUUAAAACUGGUAUUGUACAAUAUAAAGAUGAAGGGUAAAAUUAAUAUUCGUUUAAAGUUUUAAUUUUUCUUUGCUUAGAAUGACAUUAAACAGCAAAUGAAAAAAAUACCACGACAAGUUAAGAGAGUCCUCAGAAGAAAAGAAAGAGCUUUAUAUUUUAGUACCUUUAACACUUUUUUCCUGCUUUUUGAACAAGAGACCGCACAUUUACAUUUUGUACUGACCCCAAAAAUUAUAUAGCCAUUCCUACUUAGGACCGUUGUCAGGCUUGCCUUAUCCCAUUAUGAAUGUUUUGAGAGUGAAUAAUGUUAACUGUUGAGGAGAACGAAUCUUUAGUUUAUGGGGAGAUUGAAUUAAGUUAUUAAGCUAUAGUUCCUCUGAAUUGAAGUGUUGUAGCUCUUGUGGGGUUUUUUUUUUUUUAAUUGAAGAGCAUGAAGAACAGCGAGUCAUUGGUGAGGCAGUAUAGUAUAGUGGGUAAUUGUGAGGGCUCUUGAAAUCAGGCAGACCCCAACCAUGUACAAUAGCCAUGGGCAAGUUAUUUAACCUUUGUUAGCUUUGUGUCCUCAUCCUUAAAUCAGGGAUGGAGGGUUGUAAGGAUUAAAUGUAUCCAUUCAUCCCACAAAUAUUUAUUAAGCAUUUAUUAUGUGCCAAGCAUGUUUCUAGGUGCUGAGGGUAAAACAGUCAAUGCAAUAAAACAAAAAAAAAAUUUUUUUUGAAGCACCAAGUAAGCUAAAUUGGUAAAAUUGAUAAUGUAUGUCACCAUUGAAAUAUACUACAGAAGAAAAUAAAGCAGAGGAGGAAGGUGGGGAUUGUCUCGUUGUUGGGAGGGUUUUUCUGUUUUAAAUAGGAUGUUCAGGUAAGGCCUCACUGAGAUGAUGGCAUUUGAGUAAAGACCUGAAGGAGCCGGGUGUAUCUGGGGAUAGAGUGACCCAGGCAGAGGACACAGCAAGUGGAGAGGCCUUAAGGUGAGAGUGCGGCUAAUUUUCAAGAAAUACCAGUAAAGAAGCCCAGUGUAUCUGAGGCAGGGUAAACAAGGGGAAGAAUAAUAGGAGAUAAUUAUUAUUGCCAUUGUAGGAAUCAUUGUAGAGGCUCUCAUAGUUAAUUUCUGCCAUGGUUACUGCUGUAUUGCUGCUGGUCCAAAAGUGGAAGACCUUUUCAGAAAUAGAAAAUUGGAAAAUUACAAACACUGGAAUAAAGAAACACUAGAAAAGGCAAGCUGUUUGCUCAGAUUUUCUGUUUAUAAUGUUAGAUCUAAAAGCUCUUCUGGCUGAAUCAUUGAAGCAAAUGAGAACGGAUAAAAAAAUUGAUCCUUUGCCUCUGAUAAGAUCCUUGAAUUUAAUGAUUCUAUAUCAUGGACUUUAUAAAGAUUUUCAGGACAUGUGUAUCAUAACAUCAGGACCUUCCAAGAGAUUUAGUUUAGUUAUAUAAUAAUUGUGGAGACCUAAAAUGCUAACAUUACAGUAUUUGUGAUUUCAUGUUAGAAUGUAAUGUAGAGGAUUUGGGGUUUUAUUCCCCAAUAGAGGCUUUUCCUAGAAUUCUCACUGGAUCCAUUCUCUAAAGACUAGGGAAGCUGUUUUCCAUGACAUCACUUUUGGACUAUUUCUACUUGUAGUCAGUAUUAAAUUAGAUAAAAGUCUUCAGAUGAAAAAUAACCUUGAAGCAGGGUUUUUUUCUUACCACAUUUCUUGUAUUAUACAAUGACUAAAUGGUAAACAUACCUGAGAAGUGAAGUAACUUGGAUAAUAGGUGCCAACCUGGAGGCUGGAGGACCCAGAGUCUUCCUAAUAGCUUAGUUUAACAGUCAUUUGUAAUUUGGUACAGAGUUAGAAAAAUAUUUUGAUGUACAAGAAAGAAUUUCCAGUAUUAUGUAAACAAAUUCAAAUUAACUUAUGCAGCCUUUGCUCCCACAAAGUUAGUCUGUUUUCAAGUUUUUCUUUCCUUUUGCAUUGGUACAUUGAGAAGUAGGCCACUUUGAGAUUGUCGAAUUUAAAAUUUCUGCUUUAUAGGUUACAGAAAUUGUGAGAAAUUUUAGAACUCAAAAAUUAAUUCUAUUUUUAUCCCUAGUAAGCCUUGCAUUCUCUUUUUAAUAUGCAAGUAUGGCAUUUUCUGGAGAGGCAUCAAUUUUGGUAGGGUAACAGUUUGAAGAUGAAAGUAGCAUGAGAUAAUUUAAUUUUUUCAUUGAAAAUAAGUGUAUUAUAUCAAACUCUGAGAAUCUAGCUUUUGUACUGAAUAGCUGAGGAUUUUGUAUGAGUUUUCAAGCAGCUGUGGGAGGAAUGUGAAAACAUUAAAUUAUUGCUUAUGAUAACAUAAACAUGGACAUUAGUUAAUUUUGAAACAUCUUCUGUUUCAUUGCUUAGAUUUUUGCCUUUAAACCAGAAUGGCAGCCUUCUAGCUGAAAAGGAAGCAUUUAAUUUCUUCGCCUUUAAUUUCCUGUCCAAUUUUGCCCCCACCAGACUUCUUACUUUACUGGUCACUAGAGAGUUUGAACUGUUAGAAAUUUCUGUGAUAUAAAUAGCAGCAAUAGUCUUCCAGGGUGGAGGUAGGAAGAGGUGGUUUUGUGUAUGUCUGUGUUGCCAUUUAUCUCUUAAUCACAUCUUCAGUGAUACUGAAGCUUUUUGAUCUCAGGACCUCCUUAUACUCUUAAAAAUUAUUGGCAUCCCAGAGGGCUUUGGUUUUAUGUAGGUUAUAUCUAUUUAUAUUUACCAUAUUAGAAAUUAAAACUGGGAAACUUUAAAAAUAUAAUUCAUUUAAAAAUUUUAUUAAUCCCAUUACAUGUUAAUCUAUAUAACAUUUUUUUAAAUGAGAAAUAACCAUUUUCCAAAACAAUAAGAAUCCUAGUGAGAAGAGUGGCAUUGUUACAUUUUUGUCUGGCUUAAUUAAAAAAAAAAAGUGGGCUUCUUGUUGGCGUCUGCACUUAGUUUGUGUGAUAUCACACAUCAUGUAGCCUUUGGAAAACACUGCACUCAUGAGAGAAUGAGAGUGAAAAAGACAGCUUUUAAAAAAUUAUCACGAAAAUAGUUUUGACCUCACGAAGCCCUUUUAGAGGACUGGGACCAUAGUUGUCCCUAACCACACUUUGAGAAUCACUAUACUGGAUAAUCAUUCUUAUGCAUAGAAAAUGUAAGGCUCUCUUUUUUUCUGUAGUUGGUGCCUAGUGUAUAAGGCACAUUCUUCAGUAUUUCUUUCCUAGUAGUAUAAGUAUGCCAUAUCAUUUAGUCUAAAUUAGCUUGGUUACCCCUUUAAGAAAACGUACCAUUUGAAAUUCUGAAGGCCAAGUAUAGAAGUUUUCUGUAUGGAGUCCUGGUGGCGCAGUAGUUAAGAACUUGGCUGCUAAGUAAAAGGUUGGCAGUUCAAAUUCAACAAUCGCUCCUUGGAAACCCUAUGGGGCAGUUCUGCUCUGUUCUUUUAGGGUCACUAUGAUCGGAAUUGACUUGAUGGCAACGGAUUUUUGUACAGGUUUAUAAACCGUAAUUUCCCUUAAACUAAUGAUCCAUUUUGAAAAGUGAGGAUACAGAAUUUCCGUGCAUUAAACAUUUUGUAUGUCAGUAAGUACCUUUUCUCAUUGCCCCUUAAAGGAUUUUUUCCAGCCUUCAUUGAUUAAGAGUUCUUGAGUUUUAUGUUAGUUUUACAAUGAUCUUAGUUUUUCCUUAAAUUGGUAUAAUUCUGUAUUUAGAGAAUUUUUAUGCAUAAGAUUUUGUGUAUUCCUUUUGCACUCUUGUACUUUACUUUUUUUAGUUAUUUGUUGUUAUUCUUGUGUUUUUAUUAUAAGCCUUACUCAUUCUAAGUCUUCCCCCCCCCUUUUCUUUGUAGCUUCUUCCAGGGUAUGGAUUGUGGACAAGUUGGUUUUGUUUCACGUGUUCAUUUGUAAGUUUGCUUGUUUGAUGCCUUAAACAUUGAUGUUAAUAGAUCAGUGCUGUCCAAUAGAAAUAUAAUGCAGGCUACAUAUGUAAUUUUAAAUUUUCUAGUAGCCACAGUUUAAAGUAAAAAGAAACAAGUGAGAUUAACCUUAAAAUAUUUUUAACUUAAUAUACUCAAAAUAUUAUUUCAACAUGUCAGAUUUAUGUGAGAUAGCUUACGUUGUUUUUUCAUACUAAGUCUUCCAAAUCUGGUGUUUGUUUUACACUUAAAACAUAUCUCAAUUUGGACUAGUCAUACUUCAAGUGCUCAGUAGCCCCAUGGCUGGUGGCUUCCAUAUUGAAUAGUACAGGUAUGGAGAGUAGCUGUAUCAUCUUGUCAGUGCAAAAAAGUCUAAGGAACCCAUUAGUAAAGCUAGAAAAUUAUACUUACGCAAUGAGAAAAAAUAGAAAAGAGUGCCAGUGUAAAAUGAAGUCCAUUGUUUCAGCUACCAGUACAUUUCCUAAUGCCUUACAAUCUAUAUUGUGAUAAACGCUAGGGAGGAGUGGGGUCUGAGGAGAAGAUUGAGGGGUAUUUAGUCCCUGUGGUCUUACGGGUGAUAAGGAACAUUAGGCAAGAAUUGGGUGAUUGAACACUGGACUCUGGUGGAAUGCCUUGCUCUGGAUUAGAUGCUUAACCUAUGGUAAUUCAUUUAAUCACUACCACAACUCAAUAAGGUUGGUAUUAUUAUUGCUAAUAUAUAGAUAGAAACCAAGGUCAGGAAGCUAACCAAAUUUCUCCAGGUCACACAGAUGGUAAGUAAUAGUGCUCUCUGAUUUCAAAAGCUUUGCUCUUUCCAGCCAUACUAUUUUGUACGUACUGCAUGACCUUGAAUAAAAAGUCAGUUUACCUCUGGACCUUAGUUUCUUCAUCUGUGGAAUUAGAGUUGCUCUGGGUCCUGAGAGACUACUGAGAAGAAGGGCUGGGAUUAAAGUGCUGUUGCUAGGGAGAAGAGUUUCUCCAAAGUUAACUGGACCUUUAAAAGGUCAGGGUUUUUUUUUUUUUUAAUGUUGGCUCUGUUUGCAUCAAGUGAAGAGGGUAUAAUAGUAAGCUUUAACAUUACGGAGUUCUUAAGGGCCAUAUACUGUUCUAAGUGCUUUACAUGUAUUAACCCAUUUAAUCCUCAGCAGCAUCCUGUGAGGUAGGUUCUAUUAAGGUAAGUUCUAUUAAUAUUAGUAUCCACAUUUUACAGGUGAGGACAUUCGAGCACAAAGAGGCUAAGUAGAUUGCUCCAAGGUCAUACAGCUAAUAAGAGGUGGAAUCAGGACUCAAGCCUGGGCAUCUGACUCUAGACCUGUACCCUUAACUCACUACUUCCAUCUAGAGACUAUCAUUGUUGGUCAGUUAAUCACUGAGUAUUUCAGUGUUUCCUACUUACACAUGCAUCCCAUAAAAGUAUAAAAUACUACUGCUGCUCUAAAGCUGUUAGUCUUACUGAGAGAUGCACUAAGCAUUUUCAUGUAGAAAGGAAGUUAACUGCAUAUGCCUCAGCUAUCACAAAUUAGUUUUAGAAGUGAAUUUAGAUCAGAUAAACUUCAUAAACACAUUGCUGAGACUUUAAAAGUAGAGUUUAUCUUCUCUCUUUUCUUUGUGUGUGUGUGUGAGUGUAUAUAUAUAUAUAUAUAUAUAUGAUGCAUACAUCUGUAAAAACAGAUAAAGAGCAGGAGAAUAAAUGAGAAUUCUGUGACUAAAAGAAAUUUUAGAGAUUAUCAUUAAUACCCUUAUUUUACAGAUGGAGAGAUAAGGCCAAGAAAGUUUGAAUAACCUAAUUAAAGUACAAAUACUUCUGUGAGUUGGAAUCGACUCCAUGGCAACAGGUUUUUUAUUUUCUCUCCCUUGGUUUGGUUAUAAGUAGAAAAAAAGUCAACCUAAGGAAGUAAAACCGGGGAACUUACUAUAAAAAUGUAAGGCUUCCUCUCAGAACCCAAGGGCAGGAAUAGACCUAGGCCUAAGGCCUGGAGAAAUGACACCCUUAGGGAGCACUCUGUCUUCUCAUUGUGACUUCUGCACAUCCGCUUUAGCCCUCUGCUGCUCCCUUCCUGUGGCAGGUGGAAGUUGGCGCCUACGGCUGUUCUUUAGCGUGUUUCAGUCACACACACUCAGUGCAUUUCUCUCUCUUUCUCCCUGUCUUCUUCUUUUCCCUCCCCAUUUCUGAAUUUUUGACAAAAGGGUGUUCACCUUGAUUCAUAUUUCUUACCCUAGUCUGACUCUGUGUGACCAGGGACAGGAUCACAGUGGAAGCCUGCCUGCUAGGAAUCUACCUCAGUGGGCUGGGUGCUGUCAUUACUUUGACAGUUUAUCAACCCUCCCUCUCUCUUUUUUUCCCCUGCUUCUUUGCCCUAUGAUGUUUCCACCAUAGUAUAAGUAUCUGGAACCUGGACUGCCUUUUUUUUUUUUAUUUUUAAGAAAGCCUGGUGUCUUUUAAAAACUUUGUUUAGAUGGCAUAUUUUUCAGAAAGGUGAAUGUUAGCUCUUUGUGACAUUGUCAGAUAGUGAUAGCUGUUGAAUGAAGAGGGUUACUUUGACAGGAAGUGAAAUAUAUGGUGUUUUAGGCAUUGUCAAAGUAACAGAUUAAUGAAACACAAAGCAGCCUACCGUCAAGUACAUGAAUGCUGAUACCUAGUCUAUAUUAUUAAAUUUCCAGUGCGACCAGCAUAUCCUGACAGAAUGAUGAUUGGUGCCCAUAGCGACCCUGAGAAAGAUAAUUAAAUAAUCAAAUUUUUGAUUCAGUUUAAUUUGCUGUGUUUAAUUCUGAUUAUUUUGAAAAUCGAUAAUUAGUCUACUAUUGAUAGGCCUCUACUAACAAGAAUGUUUGAUUAACCAUAACACCACACUGAUAUUUCUUUUGUUCUCAGUAUGUAUUUGUGUGCAUAUGCCUUAUAUCACUUGGAAAAUUCUAAGCUCAUUAAUUUUAUCUUUAAAAAUAACUCAGGAGAAGUCAGCACAACUUGACUAAGGCAAGGUCAUGGAAGCUUCAUGGACACAUCCAUACUCCCUGAGGGACCAAAUUACUGGGCUGAGGGCUGGGGACCAUGGUCUCAGGGAACAUCUAGCUCAAUUGGCACAACAUAGUUUGUAAAGAAUAUGUUCUACAUCCUACUUUGGUGAGUAGUGUCUGGGGUCUUAAAGUUUGUGAGUGGCCAUCUAAGAUACUCCACUGGUUCUACUCCAUCUGGAGCAAGGGAGAAUGAAGAAAACCAAAGAUACAAGGGAGGAUUAGUCCAAAGGAUUAAUGGACCACAGCUACGACAGGCUCCACCAGACUGAGUCCAGCACAACUAGAUGGUGCCCAGCUACCACCACCAACUGCUCUGCCAGGGAUCAAUAGAGGGUCCUAGACAGGGCUGGAGAAACAUGUAAAACGAAAUUCUAACUCUGAAGAAGAGACCAGACUUACUGGUGUGACAAAGACUGGAGAAACCCCAAGAGUAUGGCCCCCAGACACCCUUAAAAUGGCUCAGCACUGAAGUCACUCCUGAGGUUCACCCUUCAGCCAAAGAUUAGACAGGCCCAUAAAACAAGACUAAAUGGACACACCAGCCCAGGGACAAGAAUGAGAAAGCAGCAGGGAACAGGAAAGGUGGUGAUGGGGAACCCAAAGUUGAGAAGGGGAGUGUGUUGACAUGUUGUGGGGUUGGCAACCAGUGUCACAAAACAAUAUGUGUAUUUUUAAAUGAGAAACUAAUUUGCUUUGUAAACCUUCAUCUAAUGUACAAUAAAAAAAUUGGAUAAAUAAAACUGAUAGCUUACUUUAAUGUUGAAUGUGUUAGUAAAAUAGUUCUGCCAAGAUUUGAUUAUAGUGUCUAAAAUAGAUUUUGUACUUAUUUUCCAAAUUAUACAUAGCCUUCUUGUGUUUCACUUUUCCAAAAUUUGAUAUUAAUUUCAUGUUAUGCAUACUUUACUGGUAAGUGAACAUCAUUAUUAUGUGGUAUAAUCAAUAGGACUUAAAGGCAGGUUAAGGACAGAUAGGGAGAAAGAAGCACCUAGAAUGCCUCUUGAUGAGAUGGGAAAUACAAAAGAGAAGUGGUUGGGGGAGGGUAGAAUUAUAACUUAGGAUGAUUUUGAGACUCCUUUGGGCAUCCAGAAGAACUGUUUAAUAAUAGCAAUUUGAUACAUACAGGACUGGAGUAAGGUAGAAUGUUGGAUAGAGAUUGUCAAUGUAUUGGUAGAAGUUGGUCUUAGUAGAAACCAUGAGUUUAGAUAAGAUCAUGUAGGGAGAGCACAAUGUUCAGAUGAAAAAAGGGAAAGAACAGAAUCCUGGGGAACACCAGUGUUUAAGGAGUAGCUCAAGAAAAAUGUGCUUAUGGAGAUUGAGAAAUGAGCAGUCCAAGAAUAGGAAGAGGAUCAGGAGAGUGGUGUUAUGAAGCUGAGAGCAAGUGAUUAGUCUAGGGAGUAAGCCAUGCUGCAGAAGAAUCCAGAGAAAAGGAGCCUAGGAUGUAAUUGUUGGAUUUAGCAGUUGGGCUCUUGAGAUUUUUUUUUAAUGAAUGUUUUUUUUCCUCCUAUUAAUACACUUUCAUUGCAGAUAAAUUAGAAAACACAGAUUAGCAAAAGGAAGAAGGAAAAAGGUAAAAUCACCUGAUACUCUGCCAUUCAAAGAGAACCAUUUUUAACAUUUUUUGGUGUAUUAUCUUUUAAAGCUUUUUUCUUAUUUAUUAACAGGUUUUUUUUGAAAUGGUCUCAGACUGGGAUAAUUGCAAAUAAAUGGGUGAAUGUGUCAAGAAGUUAAAUAUAAGAUGUCAUAGACAAUAUAUUGAUGAAACAGUUGUGUAAUAUCUAGUGAUAGCCUACUCAAAAGAAUGAAGAAGUGGUGUCUUUAGCAGCCAUAACCUUUUCUUUCUCAAAACACUGAGGGCCGUACCAAAUCCAGGAUAGAGAGGGGAUUCCUAAUGUACUGCCUGGUACACAUAGGUGAUAUUUUAUUAAAUAAAGGAGGAUAAUUGUUAAUUGGAGUGGUAACAUGGGCAGUGACAGCCUCCCUGAAGAAGAUGGUAGAGUAGGUGACGGCAUUCGACUGCAUUGCCAGUUGCUUCACUGAAGGACUCAUGGUCCAUCCAAAGACCCAACCAGGGAAGGAAAAAAACUUCAGAUUCUAGCAUUACUACCUGCAGGGAUUCAGAGUCACAGAUACUGGCUACCACAUCCUUUGAUUGUCCUCUUCUAGGCUGGCACAGUCUGUGGAUAGUGUGUCACCAAGUAACUCCAACACAUAGCUCCAAGUCAUGAGGCUCAAGAUGUUCUAGAUAAUGCUUUAAAAAUGGUUGUAGUAUCCCAGAGAUAAGUCCGUAUCAAUUGUCCUGAGUUAGGGACAUCAGUAUACAUCGGCAAGGAAUGCCUUCAUACCUGUUCAAACAGGGAAAAAAGGCCACAGGUACUGAAGGUCUUCCUGAGAUUAAAGGACCAUAAGUUUACAAUAAUACCAGUCAGCAGAGUUUUGGGGAUAGUAGCAUAGGUAUGGAGGACAGGCAAAGGGGUAAGGCAAAGUGCCCAGCUCAUCAUCUUGGCAACAAGCCUCAGAAAGGGAGGGGCCGUGAUGAGGCCUCUACCACCCCCCACCCUCUGAAGUCCUGAUGGUUUGCCCAUGUAGCUUGUCAUGUGGGCUUUGUGGUAUAAAAAUGGGUGGCCAGUGCUAGGUGGAAGCAAAAGUAGCCUAAGUGUUCAGCCCACCUAACUAGGCCUACGUAGUCGGGGGAACCGGCAGAAAGUAAGCCCUCCACUUUUUAACUAUUUUUGUUGUUGAAAAUAUACACAGCAGAACAUACACCAGUUCAACAGGUUCUACAUGUACAGUCCAGUGACACUGAUUACAUUUUCAAGUUGUGUAACCAUUCUCGCCCUCCUCUUUUGUGUUAUUCCUCCCUGAUUAACAUAAACUCACUGCCCCCUAAGCUUCUUAUCUAACCUUUCAAGUUACUGUUGUCAGUUUGAUCCCAUAUAGUUUUUUAAAAGAGCACAGUGUGCAGGUUAGACAUAAUUUACUGAUGAAGCUAAACUGUUCGGUUUAGGAAAUCCUGGUGGUGGUGAGGUUAAGCGUUAUGCUUGCUAACCAAAAAGUUGGCAGUUUGAAUCCACCAGCCACUCCUUGUAAACCCUAUGGGGCAGUUCUGUGAGUUGGAAUCAACUCAAUGGCAAUGGUUUUUUUGUUGUUGUGGUUGGUUGGUUUGUUUAUAAUUUUUAUUGUGCUUUAAGUGAAAGUUUACAAAUCAAGUCAGUCUCUCACAUGAAAAUUUAUAUACACCUUCCUACAUACUCCCAAUUACUCUCCCCCUAAUGAGACAGUCUGCUCUGUCCCUCUACUCUCUUCAUGUCCAUUUCGCCAGCUUCUAACCCCCUCCACCCUCUCAUCUCCCCUCCAGGCAAGAGAUGCCAACAUAGUCUCAAGUGUCCACCUGAUCCAAGAAGCUCACUCCUCACCAGCAUCCCUCUCCAACCUAUUGUCCAGUCCAAUCCAUGUCUGAAGAGUUGACUUCAGGAGUGGUUCCUGUCCUGGGCCAACAGAAGGUGAUCCAUGGCAGGGGACGUGGAAGGAUUUUGUUCCUCCAUCCAUGACACCAGUGUCUCUGCUGGGUUCAGAGCACUGUAUGAAGAGGGCUUGCUUCUUGAUGUCACUCUGGUCAUUGAAGAUCAUCAGUUCCAGGCCCAUAAAGCACUCCUGGCCACCCAGAGUGAUUACUUCAGGAUUAUGUUUACUGCCGACAUGAGGGAGCGAGAUCAGGACAAAAUUCAUUUAAAAGGUCUAACUGCUACUGGUUUCAGCCACGUCCUUCAGUUUAUGUACUAUGGAACUAUAGAACUGAGUAUGAGUACUGUUCAUGAGAUUCUUCAGGCUGCCAUGUAUGUGCAACUUAUAGAAGUGGUGAAGUUCUGCUGCUCUUUUUUAUUAGCGAAAAUCUGCUUAGAAAAUUGUGCAGAAAUUAUGAGACUCUUAGAUGAUUUCGGUGUAAACAUCGAGGGAGUCAGGGAGAAGUUGGACGCCUUUCUGCUAGACAACUUUGUGCCACUCAUGUCCAGGCCUGACUUCCUGUCGUAUUUGAGCUUUGAGAAGCUCAUGUCUUAUUUGGAUAAUGAUCAUCUGAGCAGGUUCCCAGAGAUAGAGCUGUACGAGGCUGUGCAGUCUUGGCUGCGGCAUGAUAGAAGACGCUGGAGACAUACCGAUACCAUCAUUCAGAACAUCAGGUUUUGUUUGAUGACCCCAUCCAGUGUUUUUGAGAAGGUUAAGACAUCAGAAUUUUAUAGAUACUCUCGUCAGCUGCGGUAUGAAGUUGAUCAAGCAUUGAAUUACUUUCAGAAUGUUCACCAGCAGCCUUUGAUGGAAACAAAAUCCAGUCGCAUCCGUUCUGCCAAACCCCAAACUACAGUAUUCCGAGGAAUGAUUGGACAUAGCAUGGUAAACAGUAAAAUACUACUCUUAAAGAAACCAAGGGUCUGGUGGGAGCUGGAAGGCCCACAAGUACCUCUACGACCAGACUGCCUUGCUAUUGUCAAUAACUUUGUGUUCUUGUUAGGCGGGGAAGAACUGGGGCCCGAUGGUGAAUUCCAUGCUUCUUCUAAAGUGUUCAGGUAUGACCCAAGACAGAAUUCUUGGCUACGGAUGGCAGACAUGUCUGUUCCACGUUCAGAGUUUGCAGUUGGCGUUAUUGGGAAAUUCAUCUACGCGGUAGCAGGAAGAACCAGGGAUGAGACCUUUUAUUCAACAGAGAGAUAUGACAUCACCAAUGAUAAAUGGGAAUUUGUAGAUCCUUAUCCAGUCAACAAAUACGGUCAUGAGGGGACAGUGCUCAAUAAUAAGUUGUUUAUCACCGGUGGAAUCACAUCAUCAUCUACUUCUAAACAGGUAUGUGUGUUUGAUCCCAGUAAAGAAGGAACGGUAGAACAACGUACCAGGAGAACGCAAGUGGUUACCAAUUGCUGGGAAAAUAAGAGCAAAAUGAAUUAUGCAAGAUGCUUUCACAAGAUGAUCUCUUACAACGGCAAGCUUUAUGUCUUUGGUGGUGUUUGUGUGAUCUUAAGGGCCUCUUUUGAAUCUCAGGGAUGCCCUUCCACAGAAGUGUACAAUCCAGACACUGAUCAGUGGACCAUCUUGGCAUCCAUGCCGAUUGGUAGAAGUGGCCAUGGUGUGACUGUGCUGGACAAACAAAUAAUGGUUCUUGGCGGCCUUUGCUAUAAUGGUCAUUACAGCGAUUCUAUUCUCACUUUUGAUCCUGAAGAAAAUAAAUGGAAGGAAGAUGAGUACCCUCGGAUGCCCUGUAAGCUGGAUGGUUUACAAGUAUGCAACCUGCAUUUUCCUGAAUACAUACUGGACGAGGUUAGACGUUGCAACUGAUGACAUCGCCUUCCUUACUAAAAAAAUGGCAGAGAGCAUUUGUUUGUGAUCUAUAGUUAAUUAAAAAAACAAAAAGAAAAACCUCACCAGUUUUACUAUCAAAGCCAUUGGUCUAAUAUCUUACGAAGUUUUCAUUUUUCUGCUAGCAUCCUGUUUUUUUCUUUUUAGUGGUCUUAAACCCAUGCAAUAAGUUAAUUCUAAACGCUAGCUCUUGAAACUACUUCCAGAAGCAGUUUAAUGGAAUGAUCCACUUAUCGGGGAAGCUGAUUUUAUGCUUUAAGGUAUCAGUGCAGGUAGGAUUCAUGAAUCUUCUAAGACCAGACCUGAUAAGUGUCACUAGAUGUGAUUUCAGUUUCUGUCUUUAUCUGAAAUCUUUUUGGACAUUUAUUUCAGUCUGUUAAACUUUUUGGUUUUAUUAUUUAAAGUUUAAAACUCUUGACCUUUUUGCAUGGCUUUUUUGCUGAAUGUGCAAAAAUAUAAAUUUUCUACAAAAUAACUUUUUAUAUUGAAAACACUAUUUCUAAGCUGCCUUCUCUUAUCCGCAUUGUGUUAGUGAAAGCAUAUCCAUACUUGCAUACAUCCUAUAAAUAUACAAGGCACAUCUCCUUUUAUGUGUGGUUAGGAUUCUAUAUUUUUAAGCUAGUGUACUCACACACACGGUUCGUCAUACUUGUUGAAUUUUAGAUGUAACAUCUUUUCAUGUAUUAAUAUUUUUAGAAACUUAAAAUAACUGGAGUCCUCAUUUCGUAUCAAAGUAGCCUAUCUUCAGUCCAUACUGACUCAGUAAUAUUUGAACCCCCUAUAUUCCUGAAACAUGUAUGGAUUUAUGAAAACUUAACACUUUAUAUUUUAUUUUCACAAGUAAGCAUUAGUGUUCUUUAUCAUGUAUGUCUUUUCUUUUUUAAAAUGUUGUUCUUUGCAGUCUGUUUAACGUUGCCCUGUUUUUAGAGAGAAUUGGAGUGGUACACGACAAGCUCUGACCCUGCAGCGUGCAAGCACUUUCAAAGAGAAUUUAGGUAAUCUCAAACUCCUAAACAAAGGCCCCCUUGAACGUAAGUGCAACUCCCAUUCUUUACGUUAAAUGAGGCUGCUACAUCUGUUACUGAAUGGAAGGUAGCAACCCUUAGAAUGUUUGAGCUUGGCUUUUUUUUUUUACUUAGAAGUAAGGAAUAGAAUUGUAAUCCUACUGGUUGUAUCUACUUGUUUAACAAAAUCCCCAGCAGCACUGGGCAUGUAAGCUCUCAGCUCUUGUUUUAUUUUCUGAAAGCUACUAGCAUGAAGGAUAGUAACCCCAACUUGAGAGUGGAUCACAAAUAAUUGUUUAAAAGCAGUUUAUAAUAUUUUAGGAUUAGCUGCACCUUUCAACUCUUUAAAUGCAAAAGAAAAAUAUAGUUGACAAAAUUAAGCAGGAAUAACCAGGGAGUAAGUGGAUCAUUCAAAUUGAUGCCACCUUCUCAAGAGUUGAGUCUGUCUGAUACAGACUAGACCUACACUGGCAAAACUUGCCACAUCUUUGGAUAUUGGUGCAAUAUGGCAAUGCCUUCUAUAUGGCUGUUGUAUAAAUUUUCUAAUUUCUUUUUGCUGCUGCCAUCACUGAACAUAAAAUGGAAACGUGGAGUCAUGGAAAUGUGAAGACUUUUUGUUUUAAUUCAGUUAGAUUAUAAAAUGAAACCUGAUUUUAAAACUCCAAAACUGGAGGCACUUAAGAAAUCAGGUACACAAGUCGCUUUUGAAAGAGAAAAAAAAAAAUGGCAUUGGUUUUAGAAAUAAGUUAGUAAUAUUAGUUGGUAUAAGAGGCUUAAAUUUUCAUUUAGGGGACCUAUCACUUUCAGUUUCUAAAAAUGAAACGUGAUAGUUUGUUUGCUGUGGUGAUAUGAAAAAUUUGAAAACUAGGCAUUAGGUGAAUCAUUUAAUUUUUUUCUAAUAUAUUAGUUGGUCUGGGUAUUUGUAUGUGUGCUGUUUUGCUCUAAAGAAAAUAGCGUCUUCAUGGUUUUCCUCUUUGAUGUCUUUUGCUAGAAAAGACUGAAAGAGCUGUCAGACAGGGUACCCGUAUCAAAGGCUUUCACAUUUCAGUGGUGGUUCUCUUGUAUUGCUUAAAUCUGACUUCAUAGCCCUAGUUAGGGUAAGAUCUGGGCAAAUAGUUGAAUAUUCUUGGUGUUCCAUUUUAAAGACACAAGACCAAGGUCAAAGUUCAUUUUUGGUAAACUUUUGUGAAAUCUUAACUUGAACUAACUCUGGGUUCAGCUUCACGUAAGUCUUGUCUGACCUGAUGUUAGCUGUAAUCAGUUUUGAGCUUUAAGAAUAGUUGCUAUUUGCUUGGAUUCUGAAUGUAUGAGAAAAUGUUUCUGUUUAUAUGUAGUUCUAACGUAGGUUAUAUUAAAUCCACAAUUAACUUACAUUCCCUUUUAAAAUUAUGGUUUAAUUGUUGAAAGAGAUUUAUUUUUGUUAUACUAAACUAUGGAAAAUUCUUUCAUAGAAUUUUUUUUCAAGUUUAUUUUUUGUGUGCUUUAUUUGGAACCAUUUUUUGUUUAUAUGCAUUGUAUACGCUCAAAAUAGUAGUUUUUGAAAAAUUCAGUAAGAGGUUAGAAACUAUACAGUGUAACUGUUGUGAUCUUUAUAUGUGUUAAUUUUCACUUUACAUUUUAAAUGCCAGUCUUCAUUAAUUGCAUUUAAAUUAGAAACAUUUGUUCUCUUUCCUUCCACGUCUUUGAUCUUCUAAGUUUUGAUUUUAAUCUACUUAAAGAAAAUCCUUGCACUACAACCUUUUCAUAAAAUGCAAGAUUCUCACAUUGAAGGUUUUGUAUUGAAAGAAAUACUACUGGUUUUUAAAAAACAAAGCUUAAUGAAUAGAAAUAUUAGCUUUUCUUGAGACAGCUUUCUCUGUGUCCUCAUUACUCCGCUUUAUGUGAGUGUUAACUAUAAUUGUGAAAUAUUGACUGAGCCCUUCACUUAUCCUUUCUAAAGCAGCACCUUUGGACACCUCAUUCUGGGAAGCCUGCUCGAGUCAUAGUAAAGGACACACAUUUGUGUGGGGAGAAGUGGUAAAAAUGGAGAGUUUUGUCUUAAUUACAUGAAACUAAGCUUUAAAAUAUUUUAUAACAAAUUAUUUGAGCUGCAUAAUCUAAACAUGUUAAACGUUCAGUGGGACUAUUUUUAUAUGUAUAUGUGGUGGUAGGUAGGUCAUAACAUUUCAGUUGGUAAUAUAAAUUGUUAAUCUCAGUUUAUAAGCUAUCUCUCAGAAAAGACUAGCUCUUUUGAGAAUACAUAAUUUAAAGUUUAGACUGAAGUAAAACACAACAUAUAUAAUAGUGUAAAUUAGACAUAAUUGAGGGCUAUGUGGCAGUAAAACUGCUAGUGCCAGUUUUCUUGUUUGCCUAUUAUACAGUUUUGAUUUUUUUUUUGGAUUCUGAACAUCUUUAGGGAUCAUAAGUUUGUUCAAUUGGAUUAGAGUUGGUUUGGGAAUACAUAUCUUCUAAAAAGAGAUUUAUCUUAAAAAUGAAAGCCCUGAUAUAUUAGUUUAUUGAGAGUUUAUAAAGUCAAAUAUUCAGUAGGCAUAGACUGGAAUAGAUAAACUCGUGGAAGUCAUAUCCUUUCAAUAUACCAGUGUAACUUCAAUAUUACCCAAGUAACAUUGAGAGAAUGCCAUCAACUUUGUUCCCCCUUAAUAUUCUUGGAUUUUCUUUUUACAUCUUGGGGAACAACUGCAUUAAAUAAUUUUAUUAAUCAGUAUACCGGUAAGGGUUAGGUGUUUGCUUUCUGAAGGAAUGUUCCAGUGAGGUGAUUGGAGAGGUUAUUUUCUACCUAACUUGUAUAUGCCCUAUAUCUCUCGGGCAUACUUUGUCUAUAGAAAAAUAUUUUGACCUUUUAGGUACCUUUUGGGCCAGUAGUCAAAUAAUUCUAGGGCCAAUAUAAAAAUCUUAGAAUAAUUUAAGGUUUGCCUUUUAUACCUGUUUUGAAAGCCUUUACAUUUUUGUCAGGUAAUUUUUCCCAAGCCGUGGAUAUAAUCUAUUCAAACAUGUUUAUGCUAUCCAUUCUGUUUUUAAAUUUAAAAAAAAAAUGUUAAAAGUGUUUAUGAAGAAAAGUUUAAAUAAAAUAUUUUUAAUCUUUAAAAUAUACUUCUUUAUCUCUAUUAUUUACCAACUUUAUAUAUAACCCAUCCAUCACUUUCAAAGUCACUAAUGAUUUAAUUAGCAGUAUAAAUUUUGUUUUCCUUCAGCAUGCCAAGGAAGUGCCAUGAAAAUGUGAUUUCUGUCAAUGCUUUUAGCCACAGAUUCAAGUGACAGCAUCAGAGGGAAACUAUUUAUACUCUUAUAUGCAGUGAAAAUUUUAUGAUGAAGCCAAGGAAUUGAAGUUUUACUCAAAGAGUUUCGCAGAAUUGAAAUAGAAAAUUGAGACAAAGCAUACACAAGCCUAAAGCCUUAGUUUGGUGAUUUCUAGAUUUCCUUUAGCAUUUUUGACUCAUUCUUAAAGAAAUUUCUGAAAUUAAGGAAUAGGCAGAAAUAAAUCUGCUAUAUACAUAAGCACAUGCCUUCUUUAAAACAGACUCCUGAGAAACCUCAGAGGGAUUCCUGACCUCCUAGAUCCUGGCCUAAAGCCACCUUUCCAGCCUCAUCUCUCACCAUCACUUCCUAUACUCCAUUCUGAAGCCACAUCACAUUGCCUGCCUUUCUUCCCCUUCCUUGCUUGUCAAAAUCCCUUUAUUUUGCAAAACCCAACUCAAAGGUUUCUUUCCCCUCUUGAAACCUGUGUUAUCUCCCCCACUGAAUUAAUUGCCUCUUCUACACUCAACUUGUUUAUAGCUCUUUAUUUCGUUUCCUUUGCAUAACAGUUGUGCAUAUCUCCUUCUCCACAACUAGGUUACAAUCUUCUUGGAUGAAAGGACCUUCUUUUAUUCUUCUUUGUACCCAUGUAUCGAGCAUGAUGCAUUGC